GAAAAGUUAAAAGGCCAGAAAAUAAUAAUUUUAAAACAUGGCAAGCAAUGGUUUCAAACCGCGCACAUUUCCCAAACACUCCCCCUUGAUAUGCUACAACAAACCUGCCUCAGCACAGGUCAACCAACAGGAAUACGACGAUAAGCGUUUUGAAGCGCUCCAAGGAGAGCUCAUCGAGACAGUGAUCGUGCCAAAGCGCACCGCGCGCACCUGGACAAUGCAGACUGGCGACUUGUGUCGCAUCACCGUCUGCGAAGGCUCACAGGUGGGCGAUGUUAAUUUGUGGAACUUAGAUAAUACCAAGGAACGUUUCUACUCGGGCAAGACGCGCCAACUACAUAGCUCACAUCUGAAAGUGUACGAUCGCUUGUGGAGCAAUUUACCAUAUUUACGUCCGAUGGCCACUUUCGUUUACGAUUCGCUUGCAGCAUACGGCAUUGAUGAGGAUGGUGGUUCAUUACAUGAUGUGAUCGGUACGCGUUGUGAUGAUUACACUUAUAAGCUAAUCACCGGCAAAGAACGUGUGGGCAGUUGCCAUAGUUCGUUGACUAAAGCAGUGGUCGAGGAGCGCGGCAUGAAGGAGGAAGAUGUGCAUGAUGUAUGGAACAUUUUCAUGUGCACUGGUUUCACGAGAGAUACUCAACAAUAUUUUUGCAAGCCCAGUCCAGCUCGCAAGGGUGAUUACAUUGAAUUUGUAGCUGAUAUGAAUCUUUUAGUGGCAUUAAGCGCUUGUCCACAAGGUGACGUGUCUAUAACAGUGGGCGAAGAAGUACCUGAUGAAGUCUGUCAUCCACUUAAGGUGGAAAUUUUUCGCAAAAAGCACAUAUAAAAUUAUAGCGUUUAUGAGUAGUAAUAAAUAUCCAUAAUCU
Messenger RNA from Rhagoletis pomonella (apple maggot), 869 nucleotides. RefSeq lists its product as uncharacterized. The transcript is spliced from 2 exons. The record is from RefSeq and is a predicted model, not a curated record. Lineage: Eukaryota; Metazoa; Arthropoda; Insecta; Diptera; Tephritidae. The coding region runs from base 38 to 829 and encodes 263 amino acids.